GAACAAGAAACUACAACCAUACCAUACCAUACGAAUUGGACUUUUGGAAGGGGAUAUUUUUGUUAUAAACCCCUUUCUCAUAUAUCUUUCCUUUAAAAGACGAACUCCCGCAAAAACAAACAGAGGCAGAACCCUACCGUCAUACGGAAAAUACACACGGCGAACGAAACGCAACGAAAAUGGCCGGUUCGAAAAAGCGGAGUGCCGCGGACGACGAUUUCGUGCUCACAUUGUCGGAUGAUGAGAAUGAUACGUUAGCGAGAUUUGAGGAGGAAGAAGGGGGGGAUGAGUUGAAGGGAACGAAAAAGCGCAAGAGAGAUGAGCAACAGCAGGCCGAGACGAAGAAUAAGAAAUUGAAGAAGCAGCAGCAACAGCAGGCGAUUCAGAAUAAGAAGAAGGGGAAGAAGGGGAAGGCUGUUCCUGUUGUGGAGGAGGUGGAUGAGGAUGAGGAGGCGGAGGAUGAAGAGGAGGAGGAUCAGGCUGAGGAUGAUGGGGCGCUGAAUUCGGACUUCGAGUUCGAUGUUGGCGGUGCGGCGAAUGAGGUUACGGAUUUUGAUGGUUGGGGUAUUGGUGGUGCGCAGGAGGAGGAGAGUAAGGGGGGUGAUAAGAAGGCCGUGGAUAUUGAUGAUAUUAUUGAGAGGAGGCAGGCGAAGAAGGAAGCUGAGUUGGCGCGGAAGGAGAAGAAGAAGCAGAAGAAGCAGGAGGAGGAGUUUAGUGGGUUUGAUGAGGAUGAGGAGGAUGAGGAGGAUGAGGAGGAUGGCGGUAUGGAGGUCGACUUUGAGGAUGAUGAGCUGCUGGCUGAGGAUGGGUUCGGUAUGGGCGUUGAUGGCGAGCAGGAGGAGAGCGAAAAGUCCGAUGCCGAGGAGGGUGAUGAGGAAGAAGCUGAGGGCAGUGAUGAGGAAGAGGAUGAGGAUGAGGAGGACGACGAUGCUGCUUCCGAUAACGACUCAGUUGCGACCCCCGUCGGCCACCCCGAUGAUGUUGCCUCGGACGCCGAGUCGGACGUGGAGAGUGAGGUCGAUGAGGAGGAGGCUGAGAAGCGCAAGGCUUUCUUUGCACCGGAGGAAGAGAAGACGUCCGAGACUGCUGCCGCCGAUGCGAAGCGGUCGUUCCAGGAAUUCAACCUCUCUCGUCCCAUCCUUCGUGGUCUCGCCGGCGUCAACUUCUCGAACCCGACUCCCAUUCAGCGGAAGACGAUCCCUGUGGCGCUUCUGGGCAAGGAUAUCGUUGGUAGUGCCGUCACCGGUUCCGGAAAGACGGCGGCCUUUGUUGUCCCCAUCCUCGAACGUCUCCUGUUCCGGCCGCGCAAGGUCCCGACGAGUCGUGUUGCCAUCCUUAUGCCCACUCGUGAAUUGGCGGUCCAGUGUUACAAUGUCGCUACGAAGCUGGCGACCUACACGGAUAUCACCUUCUGUCAGCUGGUCGGUGGUUUCAGUCUGCGUGAGCAGGAGAACAUCUUGAAGAAGCGCCCUGAUGUGAUCAUCGCCACUCCCGGUCGUUUCAUCGAUCACAUGCGCAACUCGGCCAGCUUUACCGUUGAUACCCUGGAGAUUUUGGUUCUGGAUGAGGCCGAUCGCAUGCUCGAGGACGGUUUCGCGGACGAGUUGAACGAGAUUCUCACCACCAUCCCCAAGUCGCGCCAGACGAUGCUUUUCUCCGCCACGAUGACCGACACCGUCGACAAGCUCAUCCGCGUCGGUCUCAACCGUCCCGUGCGGUUGCAAGUGGACUCCAAGAAGAACACCGCCUUGAACCUCGUCCAGGAGUUCGUGCGUCUCCGCCCUGGCCGUGAGGAUAAACGACUGGGCUACCUUCUCUACCUCUGCAAGGAGAUCUACACUGGUCGGGUGAUUGUCUUCUUCCGUCAGAAGCGUGAGGCCCAUCGGGUGCGCAUCAUUUUCGGACUGAUGGGGUUGAAGGCUGCCGAGCUCCACGGUAGCAUGAGCCAAGAACAGCGUAUUAAAAGUGUCGAGAACUUCCGUGACGGCAAGGCCGCCUUCCUACUGGCGACCGAUCUGGCGUCCCGUGGUCUGGAUAUCAAGGGAGUCGAGACGGUCAUCAACUACGAGGCGCCGCAAAGCCACGAGAUCUACCUGCAUCGUGUCGGUCGUACUGCGCGUGCGGGCCGGUCCGGUCGGGCUUGCACCAUCGCUGCCGAGCCCGACCGUAAGGUGGUUAAGGCGGCCGUCAAGGCCGGCAAAGCGCAAGGAGCCAAGAUUGCCAGCCGCGUGGUCGACCCGGCGGUUGCGGACUCCUGGGCCGCGAAGGCGGAGGAGUUGGCGGACGAGAUCGAGGAGGUGCUGUCGGAGGAGAAGAUGGAGAAGCAGCUGGCCCAGGUGGAAAUGCAAGUGACCAAGGGCGAGAACCUGCUCAAGCACGAGGCGGAGAUCAAGUCGCGGCCGAAGCGCACCUGGUUCGAGACGGAACGGGACAAGCGGGCGGCGCGGAAGCUGGGCGCCACGGAGCUCAACGGCCCCGACGCGGUCAAGUCCAAGAAGGACAAGCAGAAGCUGAGCAACAAGGAUAAGAAGCGUCUGGACGACUCGCGCCAGCGACAGGAGGCCGGCGCGGGAUGGAAGAAGGGCAAGGUGGCGCGCGAAAGCCAGGUGAAUGGGCAGAUGCCCAAAGCCAAGGGCAACAAGGGCAACAAGAAGGGCCGGAAAUGAGGGAUUUCUGUGAAUAGAUUUUGAUUGUAUUUUUUUUUCCCCUUCUGCAUUAGCAUCUGGAUUGAUCGGUGAGGUACGUACUCACU
Molecule: messenger RNA, 2752 nt
Organism: Aspergillus ibericus CBS 121593
Lineage: Eukaryota; Fungi; Ascomycota; Eurotiomycetes; Eurotiales; Aspergillaceae
Gene: drs1
Product: putative ATP-dependent RNA helicase DRS1
Exons: 2
Coding region: 180-2666 (828 amino acids)
Molecular function (GO): nucleic acid binding; RNA helicase activity; ATP binding
Source: RefSeq, a predicted model, not a curated record